Molecule: messenger RNA, 9130 nt
Organism: Ochotona princeps (American pika)
Lineage: Eukaryota; Metazoa; Chordata; Mammalia; Lagomorpha; Ochotonidae
Gene: MYO15B
Product: myosin XVB
Exons: 64
Cellular component (GO): cytoskeleton; myosin complex
Molecular function (GO): protein binding; cytoskeletal motor activity; ATP binding
Source: RefSeq, a predicted model, not a curated record
AUGGGUGGGCACAAGGACGAGGACCGCCAGCGCCCGGCGAGACCAGCGCAGCCAGCCUCGGAGGAGCAGGAGACAGAGUCGGCCAGCACAGAGGGGGUUGGCCCCGUACGGAGACACCGCACGGGCCGCCGUAGCAAGGCCCGAAAGGCGAGGGCCCUGGCAGGGCAGGACCCUGACGACCAAGAGGCCACUGCAGGCCAUGCGACACCACCCGCAGAGGGGCUGUCCCUAGAGGCCAAAGACAGGCCAGGCAACGGUCGGCGGGGUCGCGGGCCAGGAGAGAGCCGUGGGGGGCACCCAAAGGAGAAGGAAGAGGGCCUGGUCCAAGUAGAGGCGCGGACUCGCCGCCGGAGGAGGGGAGCUGGCCAGGGACCUUCAGCUUGUCGGAGCCGCUCAAAGCCCCCUAGCCUUGGUGGAAACACGUCGGGCGGGGAUGCGGGCAGCUCCUGCCAGGACAGCGAAGCCCGCGAGGCGCGGGAGAGAGGCAGCCAGGGCGGCAGGGCCCCGGAGUCGCGGCAGCCAGAGUCGGAGCCGGCAGACUCGAGCUCCGAGGGGAUCAACACUGGGCAGGGAUCAGGGCUCGAGCAGCCGGAACCAGGCGGCGAUGAGCCCCUGGUCGAGCGGAGCACCGGGAAAGGCCCUCGGGGAACCGGCGGGGAUUCCGGCAGCGGCGCCGCCUUGGCUCUGAAUGCAGAGCAGCUGGGGGAGAGGCGGACGCACGGCCCCGAGGCCGAAGGAGCCGGGCCGCGUGCGCACGGCCAGGGCGGAGGGCAGGUGCUGGCGGAAGCGCGUCCGGGCAGCGCCGCGCCGCUGGCCGCCUUGGUGGUCGUCCACAGGCUCCGCGCCCGGUCCCCGCCGGGCAGCGCACCCAAAGCCGCGGGUCCCCGUGGCGCCAGCCUCAAGGAGCGGGUCCUGCGCGUGGUGCGGGCGCUGGGCCUCGUGCGGUGGCUGCAGCGGCGCACUCGGCAGGCCGCCGGCGAGGAGCCGGAGCCGGGGUGCCAGGGGCCCCGGAGCGAGGGGCGCCGCCGCGGGCCGGGACUACGGCGCCGGCUAGCGCUGCGCCUGGCGGGGCUCGCGCGGCUCGGGGCGCCUCCACGGAGUCCCCUUGGCGACGGCACUGGAUCCUCACAGGCCCGGGAUAGCCCAGCGCCGGCCGGCGGAGACCUCACACCGGAUCCCAAGUUCGCUGUGGUGUUCCCCAGGAUCCACAGGGCCGCGGAGGAGCCGAGCAACGGGAGCUUCCAGGAUGCCCCCGUGGACCCCGCCACCACGCAGGACCGUGUCUUGGCUCCUACGCAGGACGGAGAGGAGCAAUGGGCGAGUGGGGAAGCGGGGGCUGGGCCCCAGCGCGACUCCCUCUUCGCCCCAGCUUCUCCCGACGACUCUCCCCUGGACGAGGACUGCUCCCGCAGGCAAGCAGAAGCCGAAACCCCUGUGCACUGGGCGCAGGACUCCGUCCCCCGCCAGGACCCCGAGCCUGGCCCUGACACCCUGCUGCCCCGACUCACCUUGGAGACCCGUCUGCGCAGCGGGGGGAGCCUGCGGCCCUGCGGGUCCCUGAGGGAACGGUGGGAGCCGGAGGAUGAGGUCGAGGAAGCGCUGGAGAGGGCCCUGGAGCUGAGCCUGGGACAGGGUGCGGAGGCGCCCGCCAGCCUGACGGUGGAUGGCUGGAGCCUGGCAGAGGGGCUGGAGGACGUGGAGGAUCUGGCCCGGCUGCGGCUGUUGUGUGAGAGCUCCGUACUGCUAUGCCUUAAGAAGAGGUUCCACCUGGGCCGCAUCUACACUUUUGGGGGUUCCCUUCUGCUGGCUCUGAACCCCCACCGCCCCCUGCCUCUCUUCUCACCCGCGGUCCUGGCCAGCUACCAUCCCAGGAAGACCCUCAGCAGCACGCCGCACAUCUUUGCUGUGGCUGCAGCUGCCUACAGCCUGUCUCAGACCCCUGGCCAGGCCCCCUGCGUCCUCCUGAGCGGGCACAGUGGCACAGGGAAGACGGAAGCCGCUCGGAAGCUGGUGCAGUUCCUGAGCAGCCUGGGGCCGGAGCAGGCAAGAGACAGAGUGCACCAGCUGGCCGAGGUACUGCCCAUGCUUAGCAGCUUUGGACAUGCCAAGACCAUCCUCAAUGCCAACGCCAGCCGCUUCGGCCAGGUCUUCCGCCUCUUCCUGCAGGAUGGGGUCGUCGUGGGAGCCUCCAUGUCCCACUAUCUGCUUGAGACCUCCAGGGUGGUGUUUCAGGCGCAGGCUGAGCGGAGCUUCCAUAUUUUCUAUGAGCUGCUGGCAGGACUGGACUCUGCCGAAAGGGAGCAGCUGUCCCUGCAGGACCCGGAAACCUACUACUUCCUCAACCAGGGCCGCGCCUGCUGGCUUCAGGGCAAGGAGGAUGGCCAGGACUUCACAGGAUUGACCAGGGCCAUGCAGCUGCUGGGCCUGCACCCUGAGGAGCUGGCCGGGGUCUGGGCCAUGCUGGCCGCCAUCCUGCACCUGGGCAACAUCUGCUUCUGCUCCUCCGAGAGGGAGUCCCAGGAGGUGGCUGUUGUGGCCAGCUGGGCCGAAAUCCACACAGCAGCUCGGCUGCUGCAGGUGGCACCAGAAGGUCUGGAAGCAGCUGUCACCAGGAGAGUCAUGGAUACGCCCUAUGGCCAUGUCUCAAAAUCGCUGCCCGUGGAAAGUGCCAUCGAUGCCAGGGACACCCUGGCCAAGGCCUUGUACUCCCGGCUCUUCAGCUGGCUCCUGCAAAAGAUGAAUGCACAGCUGGCUGCCCCGGGGGACGGGCACAGCCCAAGUACCAUCACUGUGGUGGACGCCUAUGGCUUUGAGGCGCUGCGGGUGAAUGGCCUGGAGCAACUGUGCAACAACCUCGCCAGCGAGCGCCUGCAGCUCUUCUGUAGCCAGAAGCUGCUGGCCCAGGAGGAGGAGGUGUGUCAGCGGGAGCUGCUGCCCUGGGUGCCCAUCGCGCAGCCUCCGCGGGAGUCCUGCCUGGACCUCCUAGAGGGCCAGCCCCACAGCCUCCUGACUCUCCUGGACGCCCAGACCUGGUUGGCCCAGGCCACAGACCACACCUUCCUCCAGAAGUGCCACUAUCACCAUGGCAACCACCCCAGCUAUGCCAAGCCCCAGCUGCAGCUGCCCAUCUUCACCGUGAGGCACAAUGCCGGGAGUGUCACCUACCAGGUUCACAAGUUUCUAAACAGGAACCGGGAUCAACUGGACCGGGCCGUGGAGGAGUUGCUGGCUCAGAGCCGGCUGGAGCUGGUGGGCAGCCUCUUCCAGGCAGCAGAGCUCCGGGUGGAGGACAGAUCAGCCCGAGGCACACUGGCCUCUCGCUUUCAGCACUCUCUGAGUGCCCUCCUCAUGGAGCUGGGCAGGAGCCACAUCCAUGUCAUCCAGUGCCUCAGCCCCAACCCGGGGAAGUUCCCUGGCCUCUUCGAUGUGAACCAUGUGGCGGAGCAGCUGCGCCAGGCCGGUGUCCUGGAGGCUGUGGCUGCCCGCCAUGUCCACUUCCCUGUGCGCCUGCCUUUUCAGGUCUUCCUGGCCAGGUUCCGGGCCCUGGGGCCAGAGGGGCAGGGAGAAACCCCUGACCGUGAGAGGUGUGGCGCCAUCGUGAGCCAAGUGUUGGGGGUGGAGUCCCCGCUGUGUCAUCUCGGAGUCACCCAGGUGCUGCUGCAAGAGCAGGGCUGGCAGCGGUUGGAGCAGCUCAGGGACCGACAGUGUUCCCGGGCCCUGCUCACCCUGCGCCGCGGCCUCCGCGUGUGCAUGCGCAAUCGGCGCCUUCGCCUCCUGCCCCGGCUGCAGGCGCGUGUGCGCGGGCUACAGGCCAGGAAACGCUACCUGCGACGGAGAGCCGCUCUGGGACAGCUCAGCACCAUGCUGUUGGUGGCCCGGCCCCUGCUCUGGAGACACCGGAGACGGCGGCAGCUUGGGCACUGGUGCGGCUGGCACGACGGAGCUGCCUCUAAGAAAAUGCCAAGCAUGGAGCUGGGGCGCCUGGAGAUCCCGGCCGAGCUGGCCGCCACCCUGAAGACAGCACGAGGCCACCUGGACAGCCUGGCCCGGAGCAUCACAGAAUGCGUGCCCCCUGAGGUCCCCGCCCGGCCCCGCCUCAGCCUCCCACCAGAUAUCAACCAGCAUCCUUUCUCCACCUUUGUGUCUACCCACUUUCAGGAGCCAACCCUGCCCAGCCCAGGGCAGCCACUGGCCAAGCCCCUGACACGGCUGGAUAGGGAGAACGCUCAGCCCGCCCUGGACGUCAACAGGGUGAUGCUGCGGCUCCUGGGCGAUGGGACCCUGUCUCCGUGGCAGGAGCAGGCUCUGGGCUUGUACCUGGUGCGGCAAGGCCAGCGCCACCUGGGGCUCCGGGAUGAGAUCUUCAGCCAGCUGGUGGCCCAGCUCUGGCACAACCCGGACGAACAGCAGAGCCAGCGCGGCUGGGCCCUCAUGGCCGUCCUGCUCAGCACCUUCCCCCCAACACCGGCCCUGCAGAAGCAGCUGCUCAAGUUCGUAUCUGACCAUGCUCCCCACGGCAUGGCAGCGCUGUGUCAGCAUAAACUGUUGGGGGCCCUGGAACAGACGCCGCUGGCCCCUGGGGCAGCCCGGGCCCACCCCCCGACCCAGCUGGAGUGGACGGCCGGAUGGCGGCGGGGCCGCAUGGCAGUGGAUGUGCUCACCUUCAACGAGGAGUGCUACUCAGCUGAGGUGGAGUCGUGGACCACGGGGGAGCAGCUGGCAGGGUGGAUCCUGCAGAGCAGAGGCCUAGAAACUCCCCCUCGUGGCUGGUCCGUGUCACUGCACUCCGGGGAUGCCUGGCAGGACUUGGCCGGCUGCGACUUUGUGCUGGAUCUUAUCGGUCAGACGGAAGACCUGGGCGACCCAGCGCAACCCCGAGGCUACCCCAUCGCUCCCACUGGCCUAGCUGAGGACAUCCCCCCUGCCCCUGGCGUCCAGGCCCCCACACUACCCCCAGGCCUCCCUCCAGGUCCAGCUCCAACACUGCCCGGUGGGGGACUCACAGGGGAGACCCGUCCGCCAGGGAGCCUGGAGGGCUUUCUCGACAACCUCUUUGAGCCGGUCUUCUCCCCAGGCCUCAGGGACCUGGAGGAAGGCUGGGCACUGAGCAGCCGCAUGAAGGGCGGGGGUGGCAUCGGGACACCGCAGGCAGGCUACCCCCUUGUGUACCCAGGGAUGAUGCAGGUGCCCAGCUACCAGCCAGCCAUGAUCCCCACACCUAUGCCCAUGAUGCCAGCGAUGGGCACAGUCCCCACCAUGCCAGCCAUGAUGGUGCCACCACAGCCACAGCCGCAGCCCCUGCUCCCCAGCCUGGACACGAGGCAGCUAGCGGCCCAGCAGCAGAAUUUCAUCAACCAACAGGCCAUGAUCUUGGCCCAGCAGAUGACCACGCAGGCCAUAAGCCUGUCCCUGGAGCAGCAGACACAGCACCGCCAGCGGCAGGCGCAGGCAUCCCUGGAGGUCGCCCGUGACCCACCCCCAGCUGUCACCCCAAAGCCCAAGAAGCCGCCUACUCCCCGGGUAGAGCCAAAGCAAGAUCCGGAACCCGUGGUUGUCAGCUUGAGGGAACCCCCAGAGGAGGAUGUCCCUGAUGGCUUCUGGCGUCCCAAGAGCUUCCAGCAGAAACGGGACUAUUUCCAGAAGAUGGGGCAACAGCAGGUAAUAUUGAAGAAGGUGAGGCCUCCAGCCAAGAUCGAGAUCCCCCAGGGGGAGGAGGAAGAGGAGGAGGAGGACGCAGUAGUUCUGCACAGCUGUGCUUAACAAUCUUUCCCCUUCCUGGCAGUGCCUGCCCCACCUCCUCCCCCUCCGGUCACCAAGAAGCCCUUGAAACAAAGUAAGCACAAAGCUACAAAAGAGGCUGAGGCAGAGCCAGCAAAGCCAGUGCCUGCCCCUGCUCCUCCUCCCCCUCCAGUCACCAAGAAGGCUGAGCCAGCAGUGCACAACGUGAGCCCCACAAGCCAGCGGCCAGAACCCAGCAGGGAAAUCCGUAACAUCAUCCGGAUGUACCAGAGCCGCCCCGGGCCUGUGCCCGUGCCUGUAGAGCCAUCUAGGCCCCCCAAAACCUUUGGGAAGAAAAACGACCCUAAGGACGAGGCUCUGGCCAAAUUGGGGAUCCAUGGCGCCCACUCCCCCCCUGCGAUGCUGUCCCCUGGCCUAGGGAAGGAACCCCCGCCGGCUAUAGCUCCUCGGCCCAAGGACAGCCCGAGGCCUGGGCCCUCCAGCUCCAUCAGGGCAAAGCAGGAGCCACUUCGAGACCUGUUUAGCCAGAACCGGCUCAUCGCAAAUGCACCCCCACCUGCCCCAGCACCCCCCUGCCCACUGCCGGCGCCCCCCUUGCCUCCACCUGAAGACUCCAGGACCCUUUCGACAAAGCCUCAUGGCUUGCUGGAGCCCAUGAGGGACCAAGGGCUCUCCACCCAGUUACUGGCGUCUUCGGGCAGCGUGUGCUUUUCAUACACCAGCGCCCCCUGGAGGCUGUUCCUGCGCAAGGAGGUGUUUUACCCCCGGGAGAACUUCAGCCACCCCUACAGCCUCAGGCUCCUCUGUGAGCAGAUCCUGCGGGACACCUUCACUGAGUCCUGCAUCCGUAUCUCCCCCGAAGAACGGAGCCGAAUGAAAGAGCUACUGGGAGACCUGGAGGUAGGCCUGGACUCCCUCGGCACUGCCGAGGACAGCGUGAAGAAGCGCAUCGUGGUGGCCGCUCGGGACAACUGGGCCAAUUACUUCUCACGCAUCUUUCCGGUCUCGGACGGCCAUGGCAGUGAUGUGCAGCUGCUGGGUGUGUCACACCGGGGGCUGAGGCUGCUUAAGGUGACCCCAGGCCCCAACAUGCACCUGAACCCGCUGAAGACACUGUGUUCCUACAGCUUUGCUGAGGUGCUGGGCGUGGAGUGCCGGGGUGUCUCCACCCUGGAGUUGUCGCUGACCAGGGAGCAGCUGGUGCUGUACUCGGCCCGGGCCCAGGCCAUCAAGGCCUUGGUGGAACUGUUCCUGAAUGAGCUCAAGGAGGACUCGGGCUACGUGGUCGCCCUGCGCAGCCACAUCACGGAUGACCGCAGUCUGCUGAGCUUUCACCGUGGAGACCUCAUCAAGUUGGUGCCGGUGGCCAGCCUGGAGCCAGGCUGGAUGUUCGGCUCGGCUGAAGGCCGUUCAGGGCUUUUUCCUGGCAACCUGGUGCAGCCAGCUGCGGCUCCCGAUUUCUCCUUCUCGGAGCAGCCGGGCAACCGGCGGCGCAGGAGUCAGCUGGGGGAGCCAGGCCUGGCCCAGUGGAGCAGAGUCUCGGAGCCCUCUGCCCAGCGUCGCAGCCAGGCAUUCGGUGACAACUCGGAGGAAGGCAGCCAGCACUCCUCCACGGCCUAUGCGUCCCUGCCCGCGGACACCCACAGCUACACCAUGCAGGAAUUUGCCCAGCGUUACUUCCGUAGACCUCAGAGCCCGCUGGACCAGCGAGAGGAGGGGAAGAUCGCAGCCAGCCUGGUGCGGUACACCAAGGUACCCAUCCAGGAGUCACUCAUCGACUUUGAUGACGAAAACAGGAGCAGACAAGCCGUGGCCAGCUUCCAGGCUUUGAUGCAGUUCAUGGGGGACCAGUCGAAGCCCUGGGGCAAGGACUCGGUCAAUCUGCUCUAUGACCUGCUGAAGCUGAGCCACGAGGAGAACCUCAGAGAUGAGAUUUACUGUCAGGCCAUCAAGCAGGUCACCGGACACCCCCGGCAGGAACGCUGUACUCGAGGCUGGAGCUUCCUUAGGCUCCUCACGGGCUUCUUCGCCCCAUCAAGCACGCUGAUGCCAUACGCGACCAAGUUCUUCCAGGAUUCGAGCCCCAGCCAAGCGCUGGCCCGCACCUGCCAAGACAACCUCCAGCGCACCAUCAAAUAUGGGGGCCGCCGGCGCCUGCCCCCUCAGAGCGAAAUGAAGGCUUUCCUGAAGGGGCAAGGGGCCCGCCCACUUCUUAUUCACAUGCCUGGCAGCACGGAAUAUAAGACGAACAUUCAGAUGUUCACGGUGGUAGGAGAAGUGCUGGAGGAGCUGUGUGGGAAGAUGGGCAUCAGUGACUCCCAGGAAGUGCAGGAAUUCGCUCUCUUCCUCAUCAAAGGGAAUGAUGAACUCGUGCGGCCCCUGUGGUCCCACGAGUACCUCAACAGCGUGCUGGUGCAUGAGAGGGUAAGCCUGCACAGCCGGCGGCUCUGCUGGGAGACCCCACUGCACUUCGACAACUCCGUCUACAUCAGCACCCACUUCAGCCAGGUGCUGCGCGACUAUCUACAGGGGAAACUGGCACUCAGUGCCCAGGCAGAUGCCCACCUGGCUAGGCUGGCUGCCCUCCAGCUCGUGGGCAAGGGUGACAAGAACCCUCCUUCAGAGCAACAACUGCUCACCUACAUUCCGAAGAUGCUGCACUGGCAGGUGGACAUGACCACCAUAAGGAAUCUGCUGGAACAGGAGCUGAAGGAGCUGCAGGGACACAGCACUCAGGAAGCCCAGAUCAGCUUCAUCAAGGCCACAAGCCAGCUGCCCCUCUUUGGCUACACUGUCUACCUGGUGAUGCGAGUGAGCACCCAGUCCCUGACUAGACCUGCACUGCUGGGGCUCAGCCGCCAGCACCUCCUCCUGAUGGAGCCCAGCUCCCAGAAAACAUACAUCUCCAUCGCCCUGAAGGACCUGCAGCAGCUCCACUUGCUGAGUCCGAUGGAGAAGGGGGCUCCCCCUGGUCUGGAAAUCAAUUAUGGCUCGGUGGAUAGCCCUCAGACCAUCUGGUUUGAGCUGCCGCAGGCCCAGGAGCUGAUGUACACCAUUGUCUUCCUGCUGGACGGCUGCACGUCCAUGGCCCAGUGGCCCGGCCUCCAAUGAGGGGAGGAGGAGGAAGAGGCCUUUUGUGGCCUGAGUUGGCCUUGGUGCCGUCAGGUCAUCUGCUUUGGACUCUAUCCCUUGGCUCUGUUCUGGAAUCCAGCAGCCCGAGUGGAAACCAUGGGGACAGGGGCUACUGCAGUGAUGGCAACUGGAAGGCAGGCAGAAGCUGGACUCACUCAAGGGUGGGCUCCAGGCGCUGGGGCCUGCCCAAGCUCCCUGCUAGCAUGAACCCAAGUGUGGGGGACGCAGCUGCUGAGGAAAUAAAACUCCUGAGAGCAAA